Striga asiatica is the source of this 904-nucleotide messenger RNA. The record is from the annotation of a GenBank genome assembly. Lineage: Eukaryota; Viridiplantae; Streptophyta; Magnoliopsida; Lamiales; Orobanchaceae.
ACAUAUUUGUACACAAACACGCCCUAAGCACAUUAGCUGCAGCACAUUAAUCGCAACUAGAGAGGGCGAGAGAGAUGGAAGGACUAACAGAAGAGGAAAAGAAGGCCCUGAGAGGAAGCAAAUUCGCUCCUCUACCGAAUGCACCCAAUCAAACCCGACCCAAUCCCAGCAGUGGUGUGUUGAAUGCACACCCUGGGGGGCCAUUGAAGACGAACAAGGCAGCUGCUUUGGCUAAAUUUCUGGAAAGAAAGCUUCAGGAGCCAAAUGGGUUGGCUUCUGUGGAUCCAAGGCUUGUUGAAUUAGCUGUGAAGAAUGCCAAACAGACUGUUCAAUGCAGUGGAACUUCAACAUCAGGAAGAGUAAUUCAUCAUGUGGAUUCUUUUGGAGACCUUGAGGACUCCGAUGGAGAAGAAAAAACUGAAGCCUAUGUGUCAAAGAGGCAGAAGAAAAAGAGAAAGAAGCAAAAGAAACAAAAGAAAAAGGAGUUGGAUAGCUCAAUUACGGAUAUAUCAGAAGCACAAAAAAAGAAGCUGAAACUAUGACACUCUCAAAAUUUAUCAGGUCUUAGAUUCUCCACACCCACCAGCUUUUAAAAGCGAUGUUUUUUAAACUCAAUUAGUAUGUUGGGGUCGACAGAAAGCAUAGAUAAUUUUUCUUGUUUGUAUCCAUUUUCCUCUUUUUGUUCAUACUUUCCUUUACGAAAUCUAGUUUAUCCCACAUUUAUUCGUUCCUAUUUUACUUGGUGGAGAGGUGUAUUCCACAUUGAUAAGAUCAAGUUGAUAAAUCUAGUCAAUUGAGCGUAGCGUCCUACUUGCUUUCCUCGACAACGAUGUCAAAUUUGUUGUAGCAAAUAUUAUUUUACCGAGUACGGAUUGAAUACUGACCUCAGAUCAAUCUCGCGAGG